Messenger RNA from Capsella rubella, 871 nucleotides. RefSeq names its product CRIB domain-containing protein RIC11. The record is from RefSeq and is a predicted model, not a curated record. The coding region runs from base 232 to 720 and encodes 162 amino acids. The transcript is spliced from 5 exons. NCBI's taxonomy places the organism in Eukaryota, Viridiplantae, Streptophyta, Magnoliopsida, Brassicales, Brassicaceae.
GUCAUAUGUUUGCUUAGCAAGAACUUCUUCAUACCCAAAUGCUUUGUCUCCAUCAAAUGAAAGAAGAGCUUCUCUUAUAUUUCGUUCACACGAGAAUCCCUAACAUAGCGUCUCUAUAAUAAUAUCCAGUUAAGGAAUAGUGUGCUGGUGAAUUGAGCUUCUUACAAUUGUAAACUUUCAUAAAAGAUUUUGAGAGUUGGCUUGUAGUCUUCUCCAUCAAUAUAUUCAACCAUGGCAAUGAAGAUGAAGGGCAUCUACAAAAGCUUCAAAUCCAUCUCUCAAAUGUUUGUUGUGAAAGAAAGAGAUCUAGAGAUUGGGUACCCAACAGAAGUAAAACAUGUGGCCCAUGUUGGUUGGGAGGGCUCCUCUGGCAGUGCUCCUUGUUGGAUGAGUGACUUUACGGCAGGACCAGAGGUUUUAUCUCCAAGAGCAUCAUCUUUUGGUCAUGCAAGACAUUCAGAUUCUUUCUUCACCACUUCUGCUUCCAGUGAUUUUGAUGAGGGAUCAAACCAAGUUACUAUACCGGAUAGGAUAAGAGAUGUACCACCAAUUCCAUUAGGUUUAAGCAAGAUUCACACUAAGAGCAAGAAUAGGAGAAAGAAACCAUCUUCGACAUCAUCGCCAAGAUCCAAAUUACCAUCUCCAAAAUCGUCGAGAUCAAUGGGUUUAUCUAAAUCCUCGCAUAAAUCAAUGAUAUCUCGGUUAAACUCUAAUGCAUAACUAGAGUACUGAACUAAUAUAUAUCAAAGCUUGUGUCACAUCUUUUCCAUAAGGGGAUUUUGUUUUGCGUAGUUUCUUGUGAUUUUUAUUUUGUUCAAAGUGUUUGUUUUCGUUGUUUCUCAUAUUUGCUCAACUUCUGUGUACAUUGUAG